Messenger RNA from Papaver somniferum (opium poppy), 729 nucleotides. RefSeq names its product E3 ubiquitin-protein ligase hrd-like protein 1. Gene Ontology annotation, molecular function: zinc ion binding. Bases 1 to 729 code for a protein of 242 amino acids. The transcript has a single exon. The record is from RefSeq and is a predicted model, not a curated record. Lineage: Eukaryota; Viridiplantae; Streptophyta; Magnoliopsida; Ranunculales; Papaveraceae.
AUGGAUUAUUUAGAGGGUCAUCUUUGUGCUCACAUAGCCUUCACUUGUUUUUGUGAUGUUGGAUAUCAUAUCAUUACCCCUCCUAGUAGUGCCCAAGAAAACAACCCAUCACUUCCUAAUAAACUCGAAGUUCUGUUUCGGAGUUCCCAUAAUCAAAUUGAAGACGGAACGGCCAUAACUGUGUCUUGUACAAGUAGUGAGCGUACGGAUGUGAUUAAGAAUUUUAAGUCGUGUAGUUUACUUAUACACAAAAUAGUUGGUAUUCUUUCGGAUUUAGAAGCUCCUGAGUGCUGUUUUGAUUACAUUACUGGUCGUUUAUUGAAUUGUGUAACUGGAAUUCCAGCAGAAUCCUUGCAAGGUGGUUCGUUUUGCCUUACCGCAUGCGUAAAAAUUACUUACAAAGAGAAUUUGGAUGUACAAGAAGCGGAUGAUAUGAUUGAUGCUGCUGUAACUGAAUCAAUGGAGGAAGAUAAUGUAAAAAGGAUUCGAGCAUCGAAAUCGUUUAUCGAUGGAUUGAAGAAAGAGGAAUAUAGACAUAACAAUGGAGAUAAUAACGAUAGUAGCAGAACUACCACUAGCUGUGCAGUGUGUUUGGAAAGGAUGACAGAUGGAUCCGAAAUAAGCAAAAUGCCGUGCUCGCAUAUGUUUCAUUAUGGUUGUCUGGUUACUUGGUUGGAUGAAAGCAACUCUUGCCCCGUAUGUCGAUGCAAGGUGGAUUCGACUGAGUAG